Messenger RNA from Acipenser ruthenus (sterlet), 2945 nucleotides. It is a transcript of the gene ppat, whose product is annotated as phosphoribosyl pyrophosphate amidotransferase. The transcript has 11 exons. Lineage: Eukaryota; Metazoa; Chordata; Actinopteri; Acipenseriformes; Acipenseridae. Gene Ontology annotation, molecular function: amidophosphoribosyltransferase activity. The record is from RefSeq and is a predicted model, not a curated record. Gene Ontology annotation, biological process: purine nucleotide biosynthetic process; purine nucleobase biosynthetic process. The coding region runs from base 297 to 1847 and encodes 516 amino acids.
AGUUUUAUUUCAAUAAAUAUUCUGAAUUAUUAGCUUUAUUCUACUAUAUAUUUUAUUAAGAAUAGACUAUCUAAAUAUAUGUAUAUAUAUUUUCUAUUACGUGCCACACAAACCUCCCUAUAUAACAAAUGGUCUAAUCUAAUACGACUGUUACUGUAAUAGAAAACUGCACGUGGUUGCAGAAAAGUUACAAUAGAAAGGAACUGUUGCCGGGGCACACAAAAGCUAGGUAACGGUGUAAAAGUCGAUGAGCUGUUCUUUUUAAUUUAUUUAUUUGGAAUAAAUCUAUCUGAAUUAUGGAGUUUGAAGAACUUGGGAUCCGUGAAGAGUGCGGAGUAUUUGGCUGUGUUGCUGCGGGAGAGUGGCCAACUCAGCUGGAGGUUGCACAAGUAAUAACUCUGGGGUUGGUAGCGUUGCAGCACAGAGGUCAGGAAAGUGCUGGAAUUGUUACAAGCAAUGGCGCCUCCCCACCAACUUAUACAACACACAAGGGAAUGGGUCUGGUGAACAAUGCGUUUCAAUCAGAGGAUUUGGAAAAGCUUCGGGAUGGAAAUCUGGGGAUUUCACACACCAGAUACUCAACCACUGGGAUAUCUGAACUCCAGAACUGUCAGCCUUUUGUUGUGGAAACUCUCCAUGGAAAGAUUGCUGUCGCACAUAACGGAGAGCUUGUUAAUGCUCAAAACCUGCGCAGAAAGGUAAUGCGACAUGGAGUAGGACUGUCGACCAGCUCAGACAGUGAACUUAUAACUCAGUUGCUGGCCUUGACGCCCCCAUUUGAGGAAGUGGAUGCUCCUGAUUGGGUUGCACGAAUAAAGAAUUUGAUGACUGAAACUCCUACUUCAUAUUCUUUACUUGUAAUGCACAAAGAUGUAAUCUAUGCCAUCCGUGACCCUUAUGGAAAUCGUCCUCUCAGCAUUGGUCGCCUUGUUCCGAUUUCCAAGCUGCACAGCUCAGGAACGGGCGAUGCUGAUGCACAUACAGAGGGAUGGGUUGUUUCUUCUGAAUCCUGCAGUUUUCAAUCCAUUGGGGCCAGGUAUUACCGGGAAGUUCUGCCAGGAGAGAUUGUACAGAUUUCAAAACAUGGGAUUCAAACCCUGAGCAUUGUGCCCAGGCCAGAAGGAGACCUUCCAGCCUUUUGUAUUUUUGAGUAUGUUUAUUUUGCGAGACCAGACUCGAUAUUUGAAGGUCAGAUGGUGUAUUCUGUAAGGCAGCGCUGUGGACGGCAGCUUGCCCUUGAAGCCCCGGUAGAUGCAGAUGUGGUCAGCACGGUUCCUGAAUCUGCUACUCCAGCCGCACUGGGUUAUGCUCAACAGUCUGGGCUGCCCUACGUGGAAGUGCUUUGCAAAAACCGCUAUGUAGGAAGAACAUUUAUUCAACCCAACACACGGCUCAGGCAGCUUGGAGUGGCCAAAAAGUUUGGAGCUUUAACUGACAACUUUGCAGGAAAAAGGGUUGUGCUCAUUGAUGACUCCAUAGUAAGGGGGAAUACAAUCUCUCCCAUCAUCAAGUUACUGAAAGAAGCAGGUGCUAAAGAGGUGCACAUCCGUGUGGCGUCCCCACCCAUUCGAUUCCCCUGUUACAUGGGGAUCAAUAUUCCAACCAAAGAGGAGCUCAUUGCCAACAGACCUGAAUUUGAGGACAUUGCCGGAUACAUAGGAGCAACCAGUGUGGUGUAUCUCUCUGUUGACGGGCUGGUGUCAGCUGUGCAAAGUGGCAUCAGAUCUCGAGAAGAGAAAGACAUGAUGAUAGAUGGCAAUGACUCCAGGAGCAGCAAAGCCAACCGGAAAUUUGGCCACUGUACGGCAUGCCUUACUGGAAAAUACCCUGUGGAGCUGGAAUGGUGAAAGGUCAACGUUUGAAGACGACAUGAGUACUACAACCAUUAAGGACAUCUAGGCGGAGGAGAUUCAAAAAGCCAGUAUGGAUUCCCUUGUUAUCUAAUGGUUAUUUGAAAGAGAGAGUGUAUUCAGGACAGAGCAUCACAAUACAGCUUUCUGUUUUAAUUGUUGCAGCAGUGAUCCAGUAAUAAUUAAACUAAACUGCAAUAACUCCCUGUGCCUUUUUUAUUUUGCGUGUUUAACAUCAUCAAAUAAUGACCGAUAUGUCUGUAUUUGAUCAGUCUGUAUCUACAACUGUUGACAGCUACUAUGCGAGUUGCACAAAAUAACCUCUUCAACAGCUCUUUACAAGUGUGGAUAUGUAAACAGCAGUUUGUAAAGGUCACAGUUAAACCAGUACCAGCCUUUCUCCCCUCUGCCCUUUCUAGGAACAGUAUAACUGCUUAUUAAAACAUAGUUGCAUAGCCAGUCUAUACCAAAUCCUUUGUUUCCUGUAAAACCCUGACUCCAGAAAACAAACUGCAUAUUCUCAUUUUGCAUGUACUGUUUUUAGUAAGGCCGCAUUUUAGCUGGACUAAAACAUUACUAAGCAAAACAACCUGUAUUGUCCAGCUACAUGAGUAAAACCAUACAUGAAAUAUUAUCAUUUAUCUUAACGAUAAAAAUAAUAGAUUUUGCAUGUAUGUAUGUUGGUUCUUGACUACAUUCAAAAUUAAAUGGUUAAGCCUCUGGUAAAUUUACUUUUGUACCAGAUUGUUUUUACUGCUCUCUUUUUGUAAUUCCUAGUAACAAAAGUUGCUGUCGAAGUAUUAAACGCACAAGAUUGCCCUAGCUUGUGUUUAAUAUUAACUCUGCAAUGCAUCUAUUUGUGGGGUUUAUAACUGGUAUUGAAAUAUCUAUCAAGGAACUGCACUUUUUAUAUGUGCAAAAAUGGUUAUUGUUCUAUAACCUCACUACCAAUGUUGGUGUGUGGGGAAUUAUUUUACUAGAACAUUUCACAUGUUUUCAGAAAUACACAUGAUGUCUGAUUGGUUUAUAGUAAGUAUGUAACUAAACUUUGUAUGUUGUACUACCAGAGGUGUUUCAAUAAAUCUUUAAAAUGUG